Messenger RNA from Nothoprocta perdicaria, 1074 nucleotides. It is a transcript of the gene OTOS, whose product is annotated as otospiralin. The record is from RefSeq and is a predicted model, not a curated record. Gene Ontology annotation, biological process: sensory perception of sound. NCBI's taxonomy places the organism in Eukaryota, Metazoa, Chordata, Aves, Tinamiformes, Tinamidae. The transcript has 8 exons. Bases 675 to 938 code for a protein of 87 amino acids.
UGGGCUGUACAGGAGCUGGGGCUCCUCUGUUGCUCUCAUACCAGUAUCCAAGAGCAGACAGAACUGCCUGUGGACUAGUGCAACUCUGCUGAUAUUGAGGUAACCUUGGUGAGCCCAUGAAUCAAAGGAAGAGUUAACUAGCAUCUUCCUCUGAUGAAGAAAUCAUAACUGCAUGUAAUAUGGAAAAUGGAACCAACCACAAAUCCAUAUGGUGGGAGAAUCACUAUCUUCAUAAUCCAUUUGCCUCUUGGGCUACUGAGUGCUGGACAACAUGGUGAGAACUAUGUAUUGAAGCUCCAAGCUCAUUUCUGACUGGGAACAGUCUGAUGAUUGUGGGCCUUCAGAGCUGGACAGAUAUUUCCCCAGGCUGCUUUUAGCGCAGGAAAGUGAAGAAUUUAUUUGCAAUUCUAAGGUGUGCUUUAACAAACUGAAAACUCUGGGAAGAGUUACUGGAUGCCUGUAAUUGCUAGACCACUGUCAUGCUGCAUCAGACCUGUGAUCCUUCCCAGCACUGACGCUGGUGAUUCCAAGGCUCAGAAGACAGAGGUGAAAGGCAAGAUAUUGCUGGAAUAUCCUCCUGAUUGCGCAUCUGCUUCAGGCUUUUCCAAGUGCUGGAUACAUGCAGCAACCUGGCAAAGUUUAUUUUUCAGAAGCCUGCAGUAACUGGCAAAAAGAUGAAGUUCAUUGCCUUAUUUUUCUUUUGUAUGCUGAUGAACAUGCUAGCAGAUGCCCGAUCAAUCCGGGAUGGAGAUGGUCUCUACCAGGAAGAGGUCRCCAUGCCCUACUGGCCUUUCUCAGCCAAUGACUUCUGGUCGUAUGUGGAGUAUUUCCGGACCUUGGGAGCCUACGACAGGAUCAACGAAAUGGCCAAGACCUUCUUUGCUCAGCUCCCCUUUGGGAGUCGCUUGGGUUAUAAUGUCCCCAGCCAUGAGCACUGAUGGCUCUGCUCCUCUCUGCUGAGGCUGGUGUCGGGAUGUUUGGGGGAAGCCAAGGCUGCCUGGGCAGGUACCGGUGUUACACUCAGCACUCCCUAGUCCCUGUAGCAGUCAUAUAUACACACACAUAUGUAUAUAU